Molecule: messenger RNA, 3130 nt
Organism: Carassius gibelio (silver crucian carp)
Lineage: Eukaryota; Metazoa; Chordata; Actinopteri; Cypriniformes; Cyprinidae
Product: integrin-linked protein kinase
Exons: 13
Coding region: 360-1718 (452 amino acids)
Biological process (GO): substrate adhesion-dependent cell spreading; cell-matrix adhesion; integrin-mediated signaling pathway
Cellular component (GO): focal adhesion; stress fiber
Molecular function (GO): protein kinase activity; protein binding; ATP binding
Source: RefSeq, a predicted model, not a curated record
GGCGCUGCAGCGGCGUGAUCAGCGGGGAGUGACUGAGUGUGUGUCUGCCGGCGGGGGGGAGAUCUCAGACGGGCACUAGUAGGGUGUGGACGGUGGUAGAGUGUCGGUCCGGACUGUCCCUGUCAUCACCGUUAAUCCACUCCAGCUAAAAGCGGUCAUAUACACAGUGCGGCACAGACACCAGACACUUGCCCUGUGGCGGAGAAGAGACUGUCCCAUCGCACCCUUCCCGUGGCUGGCUGUUCUGUUAGACCCUCGCCUGUUGUCUUUAGGGUACAGCAGCAUCAGACGCCUGUCCCAGGACGCUCCUGGCAGGGGACGAAAGAUUCGGGUAGCGUGAGAGGAGAGAGGGUGCAGAGAUGGAUGACAUCUUCACUCAGUGCCGUGAAGGCAACGCGGUAGCUGUCCGCCUCUGGCUGGACAACACAGAGAACGACCUAAACCAGGGGGAUGAUCAUGGGUUCAGUCCGUUGCACUGGGCGUGCCGUGAGGGUCGUUCGGGGGUCGUGGACAUGCUUAUCAUGAGAGGGGCGCGCAUCAAUGUGAUGAACCGCGGUGACGACACACCUCUGCACCUGGCUGCGAGUCACGGCCACCGUGACAUUCUGGCCAAGCUGAUCCAGUGUAAAGCAGAUACCAAUGCGGCAAACGAGCAUGGCAACACCCCUCUCCAUUAUGCCUGCUUCUGGGCCCAUGGCCUGGUGGCAGAGGAUCUGGUCAAUAAUGGUGCUCUGGUGAGCAUCUCCAACAAGUAUGGAGAAACUCCACUGGACAAGGCCAAACCACAGCUUGCUGCAAAUCUGAAAGAGCUGGCGGAGAAACAGGGACAAAGCCUGACCAAAGUUCCUUUCAAGGACAAUUUCUGGAAGGGAACUACUCGAACGCGCCCACGUAAUGGCACACUAAACAAACAAGCUGGAAUAGAUUAUAAACAGCUCUCCAUGCUGACCAAGAUCAACGAGAACCACUCUGGAGAGCUGUGGAAAGGCCGCUGGCAGGGCACAGAGAUUGUGGUCAAGAUGCUUCAUGUGCGGGAUUGGACUACAAGAAAGAGCCGUGACUUUAAUGAGGAGUACCCUAAACUAAGAAUCUUCUCCCACCCAAACGUGUUGCCCAUGUUGGGGGCGUGUCAGUCUCCACCCGCCCCUCAUCCAAUCAUAAUUACACACUGGAUGCCCUAUGGCUCCCUCUACAAUGUGCUUCACGAGGGAACCAAUUUUGUUGUGGAUCAGACGCAAGCGGUGAAGUUUGCUUUGGAUAUAGCGUGUGGAAUGGCUUUCCUGCACACACUGGAGCCAAUGAUCCCUCGGCAUUAUCUCAACAGCAAGAGCGUCAUGAUUGAUGAAGACAUGACGGCCAGGAUAAGCAUGGCAGAUGUUAAGUUCUCCUUUCAGUGUCCCGGUAGGAUGUACUCUCCCGCAUGGGUGGCACCUGAAGCCCUGCAGAAGAAGCCAGAGGAGAUUAACCGGCGCUCUGCAGACAUGUGGAGUUUUGCAGUGUUGCUCUGGGAGCUUGUCACCAGAGAGGUGCCCUUCGCUGACCUAUCAAACAUGGAAAUUGGCAUGAAGGUGGCACUAGAGGGACUACGGCCCACCAUCCCGCCGGGCAUUUCCCCCCACAUCUGCAAGCUAAUGAAAAUCUGCAUGAACGAGGAUCCUGCCAAGAGGCCCAAAUUCGACAUGAUCGUGCCCAUCCUAGAGAAGAUGCAAGACAAAUGAAACAGCCCUGCUGGACAACCCCGCAAACACUGGUUUCACAGUAUUGCCUUAAAAUUCACCACUCACCAAAGUGCUCUAUGCCACUGUAGCCCUUUGCUAAAGAAAAAAGAAAAAAAAAACGCUUUGUGGAAGUGCUGUUGAACAUUUUUAAAAGCCACCUUCUCACUAUCGCCAAUAUAUUUACAUGCAAUCAUUGAUUAAUGACAUGUGUUUGUGCAUGUAUGUCCAUCAGUCCCUUUCGUGUUCUCUGGAGUGUUCACAGUACAACACUUCUUUUAAAACCUCUUUUCUACAGCCAUUAAACAGGAAGUGGUGGUGGCAACGGUCAUUGGAUGCAGUGAAUGUACAGUAAAAUCAGUUUUCAUCUAACCACACAUUUCAUGCAUCUUUUUGCUCACUUCAUUUCACACUAUUAAAACAACAUCAUAGAUGAUUACAUCAAAACAAUUAGCAAAUAUCAAUGAUACAAUGAUACAAUAGCUAAUGCCAAUUUUAUGCCUAAGUAACCAAAAUAUGAAGUACCCAUAAUAUCAUGAUUGUACUGUCCCUCUCAUAGCAGGGAGAUGCAUAUUAUAAAAACCUGUUAUGUUAAAUUAAGGUACCAUAUGUUCAAAAGAAGAGCCACAUCACAUCAAAUGUGAGAACUCUUUUGCCAUAUGCAUCAUGGGUUAUGUCUUUUAUCCUUGCAUCAGAAAACUACAUAUUUUUCCUUGAUCAGUACAAAUGCAUGAUUGCGUCCUCUGUUAUGUAAUUAACACUCCAACUAUAUUCUGAUUUGCAUUGUACAUGUUAAGCAUGUUAUGUCCAAGAGAUCUGAGAGAUUUUUAUACUGUAUACAUAUAUAAGUGUUUUUGUUUUGUUUUUUUCGCGGGCAAUACAUUAGGCAGCCCAUGAGUGCCUUUAUUUUUUUGCUUUUCUAAACACUACGUCUAUUUACUUCCUCGUUAUGCUUUCACUGUCCCUCUUUUCAGCCAGCCAUUAUGUAAUAGGAAAGCAAGAGGUGAAAACAAGCAUACUUGACAUGCGUAAAUAUAUUCUCUUUUUUUUAUUAUUUCAGUGUUACUUUUUACAUUUUGAAAAGCAAACCGCGAUGAUAAUGAAAAACCGACUGAUUAUCUAACUUAUGCUCAAUGUUUUCUAUCCCUGUGAAGUUUUUAAUGAAACUUUAUGUGGCUUUUCUUUGUUCUUUAUUUUUGGAGAUUUGGGCUGUUUAUAUUUUAUUCAUUAAUAACUAGUUUACUAAAGGAAAAUAAGAACAAAUAAAAUGUUUUGGCCUUGCUAAAUGCUUCAAUCUGUGUUCAUUUAUCAGUCAGAAAAUAAAUUAUUGGGUUGUUGACGAAUUAAUAUCAAGCAGUGAAAAUGUGCUGCAAUGUGAUGUGCUACAGGAUAAAUAAAAAUAUUUUUAAAACAUA